Messenger RNA from Protopolystoma xenopodis, 642 nucleotides. NCBI's taxonomy places the organism in Eukaryota, Metazoa, Platyhelminthes, Monogenea, Polystomatidea, Polystomatidae. The record is from the annotation of a GenBank genome assembly.
AUGUUUGGACGUGGUUUCGCGCUGGGCUUCUUCUUCUUCACAAUCAGCCAGAUCUUCCUCCAUUCAAUCAUACAGCUCACUAUACCCCCUCUUAAACCCGACUUUGCUGGUAUAAUUCUCGACAUUGUGGUCCAGCCGCGCUUCAUAGUCGUCACAACCUUAUUCACUUGCUACACUCUUUUCCGGCGCCUGGCUGGUUCUAACGAAGAGCGCGGAAGUCAGCCUAACAAGUUCAUACGGAGCCUGCCCUUAUGGUAUUAUCUUGCCCGUUACUUUCCCGUCUCCCUUGUAGCAAGUGACGAAUUAAGAGAGUACGCCAGGGCUCAUAGCCUCUCUGAGAUUAAGGACAUGUCAGAUGAAAAAUCGGUCAAAAUGCCUUUGGACAGAAACUAUCUGGUAGGCUGUCAUCCACAUGGUAUAUUCUCAACAGGGGCAUUUUUGAACUUCUCUACCGAUGCGACUGGCUUUUCAGACCUCUUCCCUGGGAUAAAUCGCUACCUGGCUGUACUGAAACUCCACUUUUUAGCAGUGCUCUACAGGGAUUUCGUAAUGAGGCUCGAAACACCUUCCGCAAAUCAUGAGGUGCUCUGUUCCAAGUUUUCUGCUGUGAAUCGUUUUCUAUCCUCCCUUACAGAUGGGUAG